CAGGUGGCAGCAUCGCCUUGACAGGAAAACUCAAUCGACCUGUUGUGGCCAGAGAGUGGGAGAAGCAAUGUGGCGCAGAUGCUCGUGAACGACCGAACGCGUAGCAUCUCGUAACGUUUAGUGCCUCUCGCACCUCGGCGUUAGGAAGCCCUGCGUAGAACUACCGGUGUCUCGAAACCUUUGAUCGAAACGUUAUUCGUCGGAGACUCAUCGGGCAAUUAUUCAAUCGGACAUGCGUCAGUUCCCGACCGGGGAAACGAUCGAUAGCAUAUUCCGUUAGGUUACCAGUUACUGGACUAACAUCUGUAACUCCCAUAUAUAUCUCUUCACAAUGCCGUUCACGGCGGACGCGGCGGCGACUCAGAUACAGGAGCGCCUGAAAAAUAUUUACAAUCUCGUGCACGAAAUUGAAAAUCAACGAGUCCGCUCCGAGCACAAUCUAAACAACAUCAUGAAGACCCACGAGAAGGUCACGCCGGAUGACAAAGUCUCCCCUUACUACCAGCAAAAGUUAAAAAACCUGUACAACGCCGCGGUGACUGAUACUCAGCAGGAAGAGGACAUCCUGCGCAAGGCUCUCAGCAAGAUUAACGAGAUACGCACGAUACGAAAUGAACGGCGCAUACAGGCGCGUCAGGCCGGCAACAAGGAAACCAUCAGGCGCGGCGCGCUGAUGAAGAUGCUGCUGAACACGGCGCAGACCCUGCCCCUCUACGUGGGAAAGACACCGGGCGCCAAACCGCCACCGUUGUGCGGCGCGAUACCCGCCGAGCCUACGUACAUCGCGAAGACGGGCGAUAUAGUGGCUGCCUUGGUGAAGGGCAACGAGGAGGGAGAGAAUUGGAUACUCGCGGAGGUCGUGCAAUUUAAUCCCGCGACAAAUAAAUACGAGGUGGACGAUAUCGACGAGGAGCAGAAGGACCGUCACACGCUGUCGCGGAGACGAGUGGUACCGUUACCGCUGAUGAGGGCCAAUCCCGAGACCGAUCCGCACGCCCUGUUCCCGAAAGGAUCCACGGUAAUGGCGCUGUACCCGCAAACUACUUGCUUUUACAAGGCGGUCGUUCAGCAACAGCCAACUGUCGCCACGGAAGAAUACGAGAUCCUGUUCGAGGACGGCGCUUACGAGACCGGCUAUUCGCCGCCGCUGAGUAUACCGCAGCGCUACGUGAUUUCCAUCAAAGAGAGCAAAAAAAAUAAGAGUCAAUACUCCAAGAAGACACAGUAUAUAAAAAAGAAAUAUUUCUAGAAAAGGUACACUUCGUUCAUCUACGCUAUUUUAUGUUAACUUUUUAAUUUGACUUGUGAUAUUGUAAUAAGAUGUAAUAAAUAGUAAAUUUUUGUAA
This is a messenger RNA of Wasmannia auropunctata (little fire ant), 1346 nucleotides long. RefSeq names its product SAGA-associated factor 29 homolog (gene Sgf29). The record is from RefSeq and is a predicted model, not a curated record. Gene Ontology annotation, cellular component: SAGA complex. The transcript is spliced from 3 exons. Lineage: Eukaryota; Metazoa; Arthropoda; Insecta; Hymenoptera; Formicidae. Bases 332 to 1249 code for a protein of 305 amino acids.